AUGGACAUAGUGGAAUCUGAGGAAAGUGAUGUCGAGCUGAUUGAGCUGCAGGGUGAGGUGGAGAAUAUGGAUGCCUUUGAUGGAAGACUCAACAAGGAGCUUGUCCAGCUUGAGUUUGGAACGUGUGUUCUUUACGGUAGAAAGGUUCACAAGGAGUUCUGUGUCCUCCGGGCAGACGUCUGCAACGGAAGGCCUUGUCUGAAGAUCAUAAAGAGGAUCAGGUCUGUGUAUUUAUUCGACAAGCCCCCUAGAUACAAGAGAUCCAAUCUGCCAAGGGACGGCUAG
Encephalitozoon cuniculi GB-M1 is the source of this 285-nucleotide messenger RNA. RefSeq lists its product as uncharacterized. The coding region runs from base 1 to 285 and encodes 94 amino acids. The record is from RefSeq and is marked provisional. NCBI's taxonomy places the organism in Eukaryota, Fungi, Microsporidia, Unikaryonidae. The transcript has a single exon.